Messenger RNA from Pimephales promelas (fathead minnow), 384 nucleotides. The record is from RefSeq and is a predicted model, not a curated record. Lineage: Eukaryota; Metazoa; Chordata; Actinopteri; Cypriniformes; Leuciscidae.
UGAUGUGAUGCUUGACAAAGUGGUUUCGUUCUCCUUAAACACAGAGGCGGGUUUGUUCAUCUUCCUCAUGCUGAGGUCCUCCAGAUCUGAGCGCUUCAAGCAUCUGGUGGUUCCUCUGAAGGCCAGUGAGAGACCCUUCAGGCUCCACUGGCUGCUGCCCAUCUACUUCCUGUUCGCUGUGGCUCACGACAUCUUCCAGUCCAUCAUAGAGUUCACUGAGAACGUGUCGCUCGUCCUCCACACCAAUUCUUCUCGUGGAUGAGAGAGACUGGAUAUCAGGUGGGACAACAGCUGAGGUCCCUCAGGAAUGGACAGUUAUUACCUCACACCAAAACCAACACACACAACACCGCUAAUGUUUUCACUACUGUGGAUGUCAGUGCG